AUGGCUGUAUCAUACACGAAGUUGAUAAAGAAACCAAAUAGUAAAUGUUCAAGGUGGAAGAAGAAAGCAGUAAAACACCAUGCGGCCCUGGUGCAGAACGAAUCCAAAUAUGACUCGUCUAGUUUACAAGGUGAAACAGAUGCACUGACAUCAUCAUGCUUAUCACAGAAUGACGUCUACUCCAACCUUAACACUUGUGAUGAUUCCAUAACAUAUACCGAGAGUUUGGAAGUAGAUGUCAUCUACUCUGCGCCACCCCUUCAGGAUUUGUAUCGUUAUCACGUGUUCUUCUCUCAUUCCCCGGAAGACCAGUCAUGGGUAUUCGAUAUCGUCACCAGGCUCCAAUCAGAACCCUACAACUACAGGUGCUACUACAGUGGCGGGAAUUCCAACCAACCACAACCGAAAUUUUUACCAAACGAAUUAUGUGCCGCCAUGUUGAGCGAACGUGUGGUAGUUGUUCUCACGAGACAUUACGUGAAAUCAACAUGGUUUGAAUUCCAGGAUGUACUUCAAAACUUAACACAGUGCAGUUUGUAUAGACAGCGCAUGCUCACUGUGCUUUUAAGGGAAUGUUCCAUACCAGAACCACUUCAAAAUCUAGGCUUUCUGGAUGCAAGAGAAAGUGACUUUUUCAGAUGUCUGGUCCGGCAUUUAAAGAGCGAAGGAUUGCCGAGAAGUUCCGAGUCUUUCAGUAGUGAAAUGAGCUGCAUCCUCUAUUCCCCAACAAACAUCGAGAAUGGACAACUUCUAGCCACUGUGCAGAUAGACGUGGUUGGUCGCUGGAAGGCGCAACUUAUCUGUAGAGACGAUGACGAUGUUCCUACUCCUCUCUGUUGUCAUGGUGUUAGCAUGAGUUACGGAGAAUUUAUAAACAUACUUCAGACAUUGACUGGUCCGACAAAUGAUGACAGGAUGUUCAACUUCCUGUUCUCGCUUCGACCAAUCCUGAUCCUUCUCGUUGCAAUAGGGGUGUGGCUAGCCACCUUUAUUUUUAUACUUAUAUUUCUCAGAGAUGAAUCAAAAGAAAGUGCCUUGGGUGUCAGACUACCCGUGUUUUCUUUGCCCAUGCUGUUUGUACUGUACGGAUAUGGCAUUCGAUGGAAACGUCAGCAGCAAAAAGACAGGAUUGUAAAGUCGAUGCUUCUUUACUGUGUGACGUUAAAUGAACGUUUGUACGAGUCGGAGAGGCCGGUUUUACUAACAGUCACAUCAGCCAGCAAAGGAGUGUUUUCUAUACAUUUUUUGUAUUUUUGUGUUUUCGACUGUGUGGGAGACGUUGACUUAUUGCUGAACACUUACAUGGAGGAAGAUGCAGAGAAAUUUGCGACCCUUAUAGAGUUGUAUACCAAAAAUCAGGACUAUGUUAUACAGGGCACGAUGGCAGAACGAUUAUGUGUGAUGUUGUCUUCGUCCUACUUACAUCGAAUGCUUCAGAAACAGCUCCCCAAGUCCUCUCAACAACGCCAUACAAACCACACUUUCUGUCUUUGUCAAUUCAUCGAAAUUUUUGUUGAGGACUUCUUUGGGUGCCUUACAAAGAAAAAACUUGUGAAGGACCUGCGUCUAGUGCUACACAGACAUCUUAAUUUUUUUAUCAAGAAAGAGAUCCUGCGUGGAUACGAGGACAAAUUAGCGAUCACUGAAGACUUCAGUUUCAUCUCUACAGCGUAA
This is a messenger RNA of Ylistrum balloti, 1674 nucleotides long. RefSeq lists its product as uncharacterized. Lineage: Eukaryota; Metazoa; Mollusca; Bivalvia; Pectinida; Pectinidae. The record is from RefSeq and is a predicted model, not a curated record. The transcript has 10 exons. Bases 1 to 1674 code for a protein of 557 amino acids. Gene Ontology annotation, biological process: signal transduction.